Molecule: messenger RNA, 642 nt
Organism: Rodentolepis nana
Lineage: Eukaryota; Metazoa; Platyhelminthes; Cestoda; Cyclophyllidea; Hymenolepididae
Source: the annotation of a GenBank genome assembly
AUGGCAGACCCAUAUGCACAUAUCGAUAUUAAAUUAACGGAAGCGAUCUUCUCUUUUGUCAAGAGAGCCCUUUCGUUUAAAAUCCUGCCUCCCAAUCUUAGGACCAAACUUGAAAAUAUCAAACCCGACUCACAAAUCAUAAAAUUUUCUAUUCUCCUUGAAGCCCACAAUACCUUGAAGGAUCUUAAUGCCUCCGGUCUGACUCCCCUUUGGAAGCUCACGUUAGAAUCAUCUGAAAUUGUUCUUCCUCAGCCCUAUAUUCCUCCGAGAAGUAUUGUUGUUGAACAACGGGUAGAAACACUAAAGAAAAAAUUCGCAAACAUGGAAUACGGAAGGAUGACAUCCACUUUACCACCUCUUGGUGUCUCAACCAAAUAUCGCUCCACUGGGUUCGACGAAGUUCGCUGUAUGAAACGCCAAGUCACAAUGGUAGUUAAUUUCGCUGUAGUCGUGAUUUGUUCCUUUGCCUUCGGAUACUUCCUUUGUGACAUGUUUGGCCAAAGUAACACCUCAACAGUACAAAGAAUCGCUACUGGUUUUGUUCUCGCACUCCUAGUAUUCUUUGCCGAUCUCUACUUUUUGGUGAAAAACGUUGACGCCGCGGAUUCUACUCAGAAUCUCAUAAAUACCAAACGAACGUAA